AUGGACAAGAUCAAGGAGAAGGUCAAAGGCGUCGGCAAGGGCGAUCAACGCGCAGAGCAAGAAUUCCAACCCAGCACCUCCAGCGGCUCUACCCAGCCCAAAACCGUCGGGGAGCUCCAACCGGAUAGCGGACCACAGGAGAGCACGACCAAGGAGGAACUGCAGCCCAACCGGGGUAUCGAGACUCAAACCACGAAGGAGGAACUCCAGCCAGGGCGUGGAACCGCCGUUCAUGCCACGAAGGAGGACCUACAGCCGGGCAGUGGGCCGGAGGAGAGUGUAACGAAGGAGGAGUUUGAGCCGCGUAGCGGGCAUUGA
Messenger RNA from Saxophila tyrrhenica, 318 nucleotides. RefSeq lists its product as uncharacterized. The transcript is spliced from 2 exons. The record is from RefSeq and is a predicted model, not a curated record. NCBI's taxonomy places the organism in Eukaryota, Fungi, Ascomycota, Dothideomycetes, Mycosphaerellales, Extremaceae. Bases 1 to 318 code for a protein of 105 amino acids.